Messenger RNA from Morchella importuna, 714 nucleotides. RefSeq lists its product as uncharacterized. Gene Ontology annotation, molecular function: ATP binding; protein serine/threonine kinase activity. The record is from RefSeq and is a predicted model, not a curated record. The transcript is spliced from 4 exons. Bases 1 to 714 code for a protein of 237 amino acids. NCBI's taxonomy places the organism in Eukaryota, Fungi, Ascomycota, Pezizomycetes, Pezizales, Morchellaceae. Gene Ontology annotation, cellular component: cytoplasm; nucleus. Gene Ontology annotation, biological process: mitotic DNA damage checkpoint signaling; protein phosphorylation.
AUGAAGGAGUUGAAUACGCUAAUAGCUCUACAUGAGUAUACAGAUAGUUUUGUGGAGUUCUUCGGAUGGUACGAGGACGCUGCAGAAACCAUUCUCACUGCAUUUAAUAUCUUGCAUAAAAACAAGAUUUGUCACCGCGAUCUUAAGCCUCAGAAUGUACUUGUCGCAUCAAUAUCUCCGAUUAAAAUCAAGCUUGCCGACUUCAGUAUCGCGAAGUCAACUAGUCCUAAUGCGAGUAGGAUGAGAACUAUGAUUGGAACAGGCAAUUAUAUGGCUCCGGAGGUGCUAGGACUUAGCACAUACAGAAAGGCAGGAAGGUCAUAUACCCAGGCCGUGGAUAUGUGGGCUAUGGGCGUACUCACGCAUGAGCUAUAUACCGGGACGAUACCAUUCUCAGAAGCCGGAUACGGAUCCGGUGUCGAGAGCGGCGAUGAGGAGACACCAGGCAAUUUUCACAAUUACUCCACCAACAAUGGUGACAGUACUUACUACUCCGCAAAUACCUCUUUCAAUGUUCGAUUAAACUCGCCCGAAUUAGUAGAGUAUUGCAAAAAGGAAGGUGGAACAGUUUUUCCAGUGGCAGCCUUAACGGAAGCAAAUGCACCACAUUCAUUAUUAGACUUCAUAGAGUCUCUACUUUACCCCGACCCUCUCAACCGCCUCCCUGCCUCGAGAGCUCUUGAACAUCCCUGGAUUAUCGGGGCCAAAGCCUAG